Danaus plexippus (monarch butterfly) is the source of this 1037-nucleotide messenger RNA. RefSeq lists its product as uncharacterized. NCBI's taxonomy places the organism in Eukaryota, Metazoa, Arthropoda, Insecta, Lepidoptera, Nymphalidae. The coding region runs from base 259 to 963 and encodes 234 amino acids. The record is from RefSeq and is a predicted model, not a curated record. The transcript has a single exon.
CAAAACGACUAAAGUCAAACGUCAUAUAGAUGCGAUUGAUAGUAAACGUAAAAUAAUUAAAGAAAUAACAAAAAAAAUUGUAAAAGAAGAUGAACUAAACAGUGGAAUUAGCGUCUAAGGUGUCCAUCUAAAAUGAACCUGCUGGAUUACGUGCAUAUGAUAGUAGACUCGCUCCAGGACAUAAGGUGGAUCAUGGACGCAGCGGCGGCUUGCUACCCCAUAGCUAUGAUGUCCAAAAUACACACAGCCUAACGGAAAAUGGUUUCUGAUUUAGCUUUCUAUAGAAAACCUAAUAAUAAUAUCUGUUGCCUCACCAAAGAUAGGCGCCUUUUGUCUACAAUCGAUUCUAUAAAUCUCAGUACAUCACGAAGCUCCCCCGAGUUAAGUGUUACAAUACAUUCGUCGUCAAAGACAAGUCAAUCGACGGUGCGGCCGAUAACGACCUUGACGGAUAAUACCCUGAGCAUGGUGAGCACACCGUGGUCUACCGAAUCUUGGUAUUCCACGAGCCAUGUUCUUAACAACAUAUACUCCAACUCUAUGACUUCUAUGUCCACUAUGAUGCCAAUGUCCACGUCAUCAGGCGGCUGUACUCCGGAGUUGGACGGCAGUGAAAAUACUAUAACAAUACUAAGACCCGAAGAUCCGUUUUCAAUGGCAUCUUUUACCGUUCGCCCGGUCCAGACCGUGCCCUCGAGAGAUUCCAUAAGUACGUUGAGUUCGUGGACUGUAGAAACUUUCGUUAGUCCCGUGAAGUAUUCGAGUUCCGAAAUCAUAAAAGUGAAGUAUCCUUGGAGCCCGUGCACAUUCAUCAGCGGUACCGAUCUGUACCCGAGCACGAUGGACACCUUUAGCAGUGCAGCGGAUGUUGCGACGCCCAGCACAGGUGACAGUGUGGACACACUUAGCAGCAAGUUGACAUCAAGCGCUUGUCGCACUUUUGGAUUCUUAUGUUUGGCGUAAAAAUUUAAUGAAAGCAGUAGUUAAAAUGAACAAAUUUAUUUGACAUAAACAGUAAAUGAUUGAUCUAUGAAUGA